AUGAACUUUAUAGCUCCUACAAAAGCUCAUAGCCUCUUCGUCAUCUCAGCGAUCCUCCUUCUCACACUCCUCCCCUCAGUAACAGCUGCUUCCGAAACACACCUCAACGUAACAGCCCUCACAUACCGUGGCAACGUCUCUAUUCUACAAUGCUGGUCCCUUGAGCCGCCGUUUGUGAUCCCUGAAUCAGGUACUGGUCCGACAGGGGCUGCUGUUGCUGGUCUGGGUGCCGUGGCGGGAAAUGCUAGUUUCAUAGUACAGGGACCGGGGAGUGUGGGUGGGUAUAAGAAUGCGCCGAGGGCCCAAUGGUCCUGGUUCAUCUCAGGUCUUGGCCACAUCACACUACCAGAAAGCACAGACGAAGCAUGGAUAGUAGGCGGUCGCUACGGCCUCGUAUUCGCUGACGAUGUAUACACGUCUGGACACUACACUACUUUCCCUUCGAAGGACGAAACGGUACUGCUAGGCCUGCCGGUUUUGGAUGGGCAACAGCCGGAGCAUGAAGUUUUGCAUGAGGGGGCUUGCGAAUGGGAGGAUUUGAUCGAGGUUUGA
Lithohypha guttulata is the source of this 552-nucleotide messenger RNA. RefSeq lists its product as uncharacterized. The coding region runs from base 1 to 552 and encodes 183 amino acids. The record is from RefSeq and is a predicted model, not a curated record. The transcript is spliced from 3 exons. Lineage: Eukaryota; Fungi; Ascomycota; Eurotiomycetes; Chaetothyriales; Trichomeriaceae.